Messenger RNA from Syngnathoides biaculeatus (alligator pipefish), 3529 nucleotides. Its product is annotated as cytoplasmic dynein 1 intermediate chain 2-like. The coding region runs from base 109 to 2166 and encodes 685 amino acids. Gene Ontology annotation, molecular function: dynein light chain binding; dynein heavy chain binding. Gene Ontology annotation, cellular component: cytoplasmic dynein complex. Gene Ontology annotation, biological process: transport along microtubule. Lineage: Eukaryota; Metazoa; Chordata; Actinopteri; Syngnathiformes; Syngnathidae. The record is from RefSeq and is a predicted model, not a curated record. The transcript has 17 exons.
AGCCUAUUAGAUUCUUAUUGACUUCAGCUGACCUUGCUACGUUACUGUCAACUGAGUCUCUCACCACAACCGAUACACACUUUUUGAAUUAAAGUUGAGGUCACCAAUAUGGUGGCGGUCAAUCUUGGUUUGCUUCAUUCCCAGCGUCGACGAAGACAGCAGGCGAGGCGGGGUGGUGUCUUCCACACCAGCUUCCAGCAUCAUCACCGCCCAUCACUGCCUUUCAGGAAUAACACCAACCAAAGCAAACCGGGCUGCUUUGUCACCAGACUCUUUGACUUGGACGUCAGUAUGUCUGACAAGAGUGAGCUGAAGGCCGAGCUUGAGAGAAAGAAACAGCGUAUCGCCCAGAUUCGAGAGGAGAAGAAGAGAAAAGAAGAGGAGAAGAAGAAGAAGGAUGGAGACUCCAAGCGUGCUGUGGAUGCAGGCGCCGAAGACUCGGACCUGGAGAAGAAAAGGAAGGAGGCUGAGGCUUUGCUGCAGAGUGUUGGCAUCACCCCAGACAUACAACACGCCACAGCUCAACCCCUGAGGGUAGUAACAGAGGAUACCUGUCUAUUUCACUACCUAGUCCCCGCCCCCAUGUCUCCCUCCAACAAAUCAGUGGCCAGCGACGCGGGAAGCCAGGAUUCUGGGGAUGGAAACGCAGGACCCAGGCGCGGGGCUGUGAGGCUCGGCAUGUCCAAAAUAACCCAAGUGGACAUUAUCCCCAAAGAAAUGGUGUCCUACUCAAAAGAAACCCAGACCCCUACUGAAGCGCACACUGAUCAAAAAGCAGAUGAGGAUGAGGAUGAUGAGAUAACUGCACCCUCUCCAACAGAGGACGCUCACGAGGCAAAGGAAGACCAGGAUGACCAACAUGAGGAAGACACCCCCAAAGAACUGACAGAAGAAGAGAAGCUGCAGGUCCUGCACUCCGAGGACUUCCUGGCAUUUUUCGAGCGAGGCAGCAGGAUUGUGGAGCGAGCGUUGUCCGAGCAGGUGGACGUCUGCUUUGACUACAGCGGGCGAGAUUUGGAGGACAAGGAGGGGGACCUGCAGGCUGGCGCCAAGCUGGUUCUGAACAGACAGUUUGCUGAUGAACGCUGGACCAAAAACAGAGUGGUCACUUGUCUGGACUGGUCCCCUCAGUACCCCGAGCUACUUGUGGCCUCCUACAACAACAAUGAGGACUCUCCUCACGAACCUGAUGGAGUUGCACUGGUCUGGAACCAGAAAUAUAAGAAGAGCACACCUGAGUACAUAUUCCACUGCCAGUCAGAGGUGAUGUCAGCUGGCUUUGCGAAGUUUCACCCCAAUCUGGUGGUGGGUGGCACCUACUCGGGACAGAUUGUCUUAUGGGACAACCGCAGCAACAAGCGAACCCCUGUCCAGAGAACCCCGCUGUCUGCUGCUGCACACACUCACCCAGUCUACUGUGUGAACGUGGUGGGAACCCAGAACGCCAACAACCUGAUCAGCAUUUCUACAGAUGGCAAGCUGUGCUCGUGGAGCCUGGACAUGUUGUCACAGCCACAGGACAGUUUGGAACUGGUGUUCAAGCAGAGCAAGUCAGUGGCUGUGACCUCCAUGGCCUUCCCGCUAGGUGAUGUGAACAACUUCAUAGUAGGGAGCGAGGACGGGUCAGUCUAUACCGCCUGUCGCCAUGGGAGUAAGGCGGGCAUCACUGAGGUGUUCGAAGGCCACCACGGUCCAGUGACGGGCCUGAGCUAUCACACCGCAGGAGGACCGGUGGACUUCUCCCAUCUAUUCAUCUCCUCUUCUUUCGACUGGACCGUCAAACUCUGGAGCACCAAAAGCACACGCCCGCUGUACUCGUUUGAGGAUUGCUGCGACUACGUGUACGAUGCCAUGUGGUCUCCAACGCAUCCUGCACUCUUUGCUUGUGUGGACCUUGCUGGACGUCUGGACCUGUGGAACCUCAACAAUGACACGGAGGUUCCCACUGCCAGCGUGUAUGUGGAAGGUGCUCCGGCGCUGAACUGUGUGCGGUGGGCUCCCUCCGGAAAAGAGAUCGCCACAGGAGACUCUGAGGGACAAGUGCAGGUGUACGACGUGGGCGAGCAAAUCUGCGUGCCCAAGGCUGACGAAUGGACUCGUUUCGUCAGGACUCUGGCCGACAUUAACGAGAGCAGAGACGAAGCUGAGGAGCUGGCCAACGUUUGACGACACGUCCGAUCUCUUUUUCAAUGGCUCCCUUCGUCCACUACAUUCCUCGGUAACACUACCAGGGAGCCGCCAUCUGGAUUCCUCUUCCCACUUACUAGGCCUGGAGAUACGUGCAGUGUUCAAAUAUAGACCAUUUUAGGUAUUUGUAGGUUUUGUUUCAUUUUAAAUGUAUUUGAGGGCGAUGAAUGUCUCUGGCAGCAGUACAAGAACAAAAAUCAAGCAUAGAAAACCAGAAGACAAAAUACUGUACUGUAAUUUCAAUUUGGAACCUUUUAUUUAACAUUCCUGGCCUUCACUGAAAGCUCCCAAGGCCUGGAUCAAUAUGCAAAACUUUGUACUUGCACCUUUCUACUUAGAUUUUAAUGUUUAUUUUUUAUUUUCCCAAACUGUGUUGUAAUAUUUUUGCAACAUCCUAGUGCCCAUGGCUGGAAAUGUGUGUAGAAAAAAAAAAAGAAUCAAAAGGAUACAAAGCUUGUUGUGUGCUCUUCAGCACAAAUUGGACACACUAUUUUGCUGUGGCCCUGUGCAGGAGAGUGUUAAAUUGUAACCACUGCAAAAUUCAUUAUUUAUGCCGGUGCUUGUGCUUAUUUAAAAUAUGCUGCGUAGGUUUACGAAUGCUGCUUUGGACUGAAAGCCUUUGAAGCGCACAAAAUUAGCACUACAAGCUUUUUGCCUGCUAAGACUUUUCAGGCCUCAACUUUAAACAGCUAUUAUUUCCUAUAUAUUAUGUUAUUAUUGAAGAACAGUAUUCUACUUUUUAACAUCAAAAUGAAUUUUGAUGAUGACGAAGGUUUAAUCCAGAGGUUGUUUUUGUAGCUACUUUACCGUCCAAAUUUCUGUGCUGUCCAUGUCUAGUCUCGGUCAAACUACUGCUUCUUUAUAUCAAGGACAGUAGUUUGAAACCUCAAUUUUUCCUUUUAUUUGUUGUUUUUGUUCUUUAAUAGCUGAAAUGAAAAAUUUGAAAUUUUAUAUUUAAAUAUGAUACCUGUGUUUAGGCAGCACGGUGGUCCAGCUGGUACAGCGUUGGCCCCACUGUUCUGAAUUCUGGGUUUCAAUCCUGGACCCGCCUGUGUGGAGUUUGCAUGUUCUCCCCAUGCCUGCGUGGGUUUCCUCAAACAUCCCAAAAACUUGUAACAUUAAUUGGACACUCUAAAUUGCCCAUGGGUGUGAUUGUGAGUGCAACUGAUGUCUGUCUCCAUGUGCCCUGCAAUUGGCUGGCAUCCAGUUUAAGGUGUACCCUGAAUCCUGCAUGUUGACAGCUAGGAUAGGCGCCAGCACUCCCCACGACCCUCGUGAGGAAAGGCGGCAAAGAAAAUGGAUGGAUGGCUGGACCUGUGUUUAAUGGCAACAACACCAUUUU